AUGAGUAUUAUGGGCAGAAGUCCUGACCCUAGGCGCGAGUCGCGACGAUGGCGAGAUCCUCUGGAGAAGGCGUUGCGACCGGAGAAUAUAAUACUCAGAGAAAGCAACACAAGCGAAGCGAAAACGGCUGACGCUCUUCUGCUUCUUGGGAGAGCCAUCGAGCAGUGUGGAAUCGAAAACGAGAUUGCGACGUUUCUGAAGAAGAAGUUUGACGAGAAACAUGGUGAGCUUCUCAUCAAAGCUAACUAG
Cooperia oncophora is the source of this 249-nucleotide messenger RNA. NCBI's taxonomy places the organism in Eukaryota, Metazoa, Nematoda, Chromadorea, Rhabditida, Trichostrongylidae. The record is from the annotation of a GenBank genome assembly.